UAGAAUCAACAUAGUCUUGGCAAUAUUUGCUGUGAAAAAUUCGAUAUAAUGUCCCUAUGGAAAAGUCGCGAAAAGUCUUACAAGGACACACGCUGGGAUCGCAUACGAAAACGUCAUCAGAACACAAAUACCCUAGCGCUAAAAACUGAUGCCGUGCGGCGUUUGAUUGAAACGGACUACAUUGGUAAGCACAAUGAGCGUCUAUUAAUCGAGGGUGAGCCGGAACCCAGCAAGAAACUGAAUCCCAGCGUUAUUAUGGAUAUUCGCCAUGAGAUGUUCCAGCAAAUACCCCGUAAGCUGCCGCUAGCCACAGUGGCCAAUCGUAGAAACCUAGACUUGACCAGGGCACAUAACUUGGAGGUGGAGCAGCGCUACAUAAACAAUCAGUUGCAACAAUUCCGUCAGCAUUUGGCCAAAAAACACAGAAACAUUCAGGAUUUUCGUAUACGACCCACCAAGCCGGACUUUAAGCUGAACAAUCGGCCAUUGAUGCAGAGUCUGACGCAAGCGGCUCAGCACAUAGAAGAUUUCUAUGCGACUCCAGUGCAGGCGUUGAGUCAGGCCAUGGAAAUGUGUGGAGCUCGCAAACAGGCGGCCACCAGUUCUCUACUAAAGGAACUUACGGCCGAGAAGGAUGCCGAUAUGGAAAACUUUAUGAUGCAACAAGAGACUUGGGUGCAAAAUGUGACUCUGACUGACAAAAAAUUAGCUGUCGAAGAGGAGACUACCAUAGACCUGGAUACCCUGGAGUAUCGUAACUUUGCCAAGCAAGUGCAGGUGGAUGAGAGUAAGGCCCUCUUAGAACGCUGUCGCACGCCGAGUCCACUAACACCCACCGAUGAGUUCUUCAAACCCAUGCGUGCUGCUGCCGAACGUCAAAUGCUGCACAUCCGCACGGUUCGACGUGAGGAGGAUCUGGCGGAGCAGGCGGAAAAGGCACAGCACAAGCUAGAACGCGAGCCCUCUACCUGUUCCAAUACAAGCGAUGGCAUCGACUCGGUCAUAUCGGAUCUGGCUGAAGAGGCCUUGUACGAGCUGCAAAUGGAAGCGGCCGAGGAGCAAAAGGAGCAGGUGGAAACGGCUUUAACAGUGUUGGAACCCGUGGCUACACCUGCACCUGCUGCCAAGCAUGUGCAGUUUCAAAUUGAUGAGGCCGAAGCGAAGCAACUUAAGAAAGCUCCCACACCCAUUGAGGAACUGGAACCGCUGCUUAUAACGCGCAUGGAGCCCAGGGUGGUCGUUAAGCCCAAAGAGCCUGAGCCGGAGAAUACGGGGAGUACAACGACCAGUGACGCUGACGACCUGGAUGAUGAAGGCGAAAUGAAUGUGCAUGAGAAGAAGCGUAUUAUUGGUCAGCUCUUCCAGGCGCGUGCCAACUCCCAGCUGGUCACAAUGCGCAAGUAUUUCCUCAAAUGGAUACAUUACACAACCAUUGAGAGAAUUGAGCGAGAAAAUGGGAAAACGCGUGGGGACCGCGUACAAAAAAUCAACGCGUUUCUCGACAAAGUGCGGCUAGAGAAGAAGCGUCUGAAGACGGCCAAAAGUGUUCCAAGCUCCGCAGAAAAGGAACAGCUGGCACAGAAAAGUGUGGAAGAGCGACAGGAGGCUAUUAAAAUGGCAAAACAGUUUAAAAAUAAGAUUAAAGUGCAGCAGGACAUUAUUGACUUGCAGCGAAUCAAGCUGGAACGCCAAGAACGCAUGAUCCUACAACUGAAGCUGAACAAGCUGAGCGAAGAGGCCAAGGAAGCACGCGAAGAUCUCAAGCAGGAGCUAAAGACUGUCAUACGUUGUGGCGAUCCCAAGGCAAAGGCCAAGGCCAAGUGCCUGCAGUUAAUAGGCAGUCUGCGCGAUGCCGAGGAUGAGGAAAUGGCGCGCCUACAAGGCAAGGCCCUGCUACAGCCUCGAUUUCUGCAACACAUGCAGGAACGCGCCCUAGAACGCAGCAUUAAACAUGAACAGGCCCGUCAGCGUCGAGCUCAGGCCGACGCUGAACGUGAAGCGGCUAAAAUGGCAUUAGAAGAUGCCAAGCGCCAGGAGGAUGAGGAGGCUAAACGAUUGCGUAUUGAAGUGCUAAAGGAGAAGCGACGUCAGGAGAAAAUGGCUAAAAUUCUGAAGGAACGCGAACGUCAGCGCUUCAUUGAGAAUCAGCGAAAGGCGCUGGAAUUUAGCCGUCUCUUGCUGCUGCGCCGUGUAGGGAUGGAGGGCUUUAAGCGCCUGUUACAGCGCAAGCGCGACAAUCUGGCCAAAUGUCUAGAGUUUCGUAGGCAGCUGUAUAUGCGAAACUAUUUUGUGGCUUGGCGCGAUUAUACGGCAUAUCGGCAACGGGAGAAAAUGGUUAAGGCAGAGCAAUGCCAUGAACGGGCGCUGAAAAGGAGUGCCUUUGUCAUCUGGUGUCGAUAUGUUCAGGAGGAGCGCAGCAAGAUGCUAGUGGCCAUUGAUUGGCAUGCCCUGCAUGCUACGGAGCAUUGGUUUAUGCGAUGGCUAAACUACACUACACACUGUAAGCUGACGGAGGACACCAAAAUGCGGCAGGCUAUAUCGCAUCAUGAAUGGCACUUGAAAUGGAAGGUUCUGGACUGUUGGCAACGUCUUCCGCAGAUAUUGCAGUUGGAGAGGGAAACGGAGGAGCGACGACAGCGCUGGCGCAUGAAGAUCUGGGAACUGUUACCGGACUACAAGCCACGGGAGAAUAGUUUGUGGUAGCCUAUAUUUAGUUAUUUUUGUUAAUUUUUAAGCGGUUUGUGUUAAAAAGUUUAUCUUUCUCAAAUUAACAUGUUAACAAUCUAUUUUAAUGGAAACUUAGAAGACAUAAUUUUAACAUAAAUCUAAAGAUCCAA
Molecule: messenger RNA, 2837 nt
Organism: Scaptodrosophila lebanonensis
Lineage: Eukaryota; Metazoa; Arthropoda; Insecta; Diptera; Drosophilidae
Product: calponin homology domain-containing protein DDB_G0272472
Exons: 5
Coding region: 49-2703 (884 amino acids)
Molecular function (GO): phosphatase binding
Source: RefSeq, a predicted model, not a curated record